This is a messenger RNA of Neoarthrinium moseri, 2589 nucleotides long. RefSeq lists its product as uncharacterized. The record is from RefSeq and is a predicted model, not a curated record. Gene Ontology annotation, molecular function: adenine deaminase activity. Lineage: Eukaryota; Fungi; Ascomycota; Sordariomycetes; Amphisphaeriales; Apiosporaceae. The coding region runs from base 1 to 2589 and encodes 862 amino acids. The transcript is spliced from 6 exons.
AUGUCGCAUACACCAGUCGUUCCCAAUGCAACAGGAGCACACUUGACAAUCACAGCUGAAGAACUAUUUGAGCUACGGCAUGUAGCUCGUGGUACUAAACGACCAACGUUAAUCAUUCGUCACGGGUCUAUAGUUGCUGUCCAUACCGGCGAAAUACUGCAAAGAGACAUCAUCAUUAAUGGUCGACACAUUGCUGCAGUCACGCCUUGGGACUAUUUCCCAACGUCUAAGUAUGCCAGCGAUCCCCAUAUCGAGGAGGUUGAUGCAACAGGGAAAUACAUCAGUCCUGGAUUCAUUGACACUCACAUACAUAUCGAGUAUACCAAAUUGGUGCCUGGGGAACUUGCCAGGUUGAGUGUUCCGAGAGGAACCACCACCGUCCUCGCAGAUGCCAAUUGCAUUGCAAAUGUUCUUGGUGGGAGAGGGAUGGAUUUCAUGGGAACAACGAGCACACCUCUCCGUAUAUUCCGUCAAGUAUCCCACAAAGUGCCCAUGAGCGGCCCUAAUAUUGAACUUGGAGGCACUUCGCUAUCCACAUCACAGAUAUGUCACCGGGUUUCGGCUUGCGAAGCAGCCACUCUUGGGGAAUCCAAUCCCUUCUCAUUGGAUAUGGCCUCCGCCCAAAAGCAAGCUGCUGCUUUGCAGGCCGGAAAAAGAAUAACCGGCCACUCUGCCUUGCUAGUAAACGAGCCAUUGUGGGCCUACUGCGCUGGUGGCAUCGGAGACGAUCAUAACGCGCACCGGCCUGACGACGUCAUUAAACGCCUGCGCUUGGGGAUGAUGCUCACUGUCAUGUCUGGCAGUAUGAACUCUAAUAUCGAGCCGGUUUUCAGCAAUUUUGCCUUGUAUAAAGACGGCUUAAGAUUCAUCAGCUUCUGCGCAGACGACAAAUAUUGCGAGGAUCUGGACACAACUGGACACGUAGACUUGCAUGUCCGAAGAGCAGUUGAGCUAGGUGUUCCAGUCUUAGAAGCUUAUAAGAUGGCAACAAUCAAUGCGGCAUCAUACUACAGGCUUGAUCACCUUAUCGGGAGUGUCACGCCGGGCAAGCUUGCCGACCUUUUGAUCCUUGACAGGCUUGAAGACGCACGGCCAAGUCUUGUCAUUGGAAACGGUUCCAUUGUAGCCAAGGACAAUAAGGCUCUGUUUACAAAUUCUGACAUCGUACCUGACUUUACCCUCAAUACUAUUCAUCUUAAUGAGUGCCACUUCGACAAAGCGUCGUAUCAUCUGUAUCCUUCAGACAGAUCUAAUCCUAAAGCUUGGGUUCAAUGCGUGGAAAUGUAUGAUGGCUAUUUCAAGCGAGCGUUUCAUUACCAGCUACCCGUCAGCCCCGAAGAACCACACAACAUACUAUGCGAUACCGACCAUGAUGUACUGAAAGUAGUCAUCAUAGACCGACAUCACGGCACGGCCAAUCGCGGUAUUGCAUCUGUGCGCGGGUUCGGACUCAAGCGAGGAGCUAUUGCUACUACCACCAACUGCGAAAAUCAGAACCUCGUGGUUAUCGGCGCAGAUGAUGAGUCGAUUGCUGCAGCAGUGCUAGCCAUGCAGUUGCUUGGUGGCGGCAUGCUUGCAGUGAGUGGCCAGGGCCACCAAGUACUUGGGACUGUGAAAUUGGACGUCGCCGGUUGCAUGUCGUCAGCUCCUUGGGAAGAGGUCAGAGAUCAGAGUCUGAGGCUUGAGGAGUUGGUGAGAGAAAAUUUAGGAUGCACAAUGGAGCAGAACCCGUUUUUGAUUGCGAGCUUCGUCGGGCUGGUUGCUGUUCCUGAUCUAGGUCUGACUGAGCUGGGCCUGGUUGUUGGAGGAGGGGAGACUUUGAUGAACCCUGUGUUGGAAACAGAGCCUCUUCAGAACCAGCCAAAUCUAGACCCAACGCAGAGGACAGCGUCGGACUAUCAGGCAACCCCAGAUUUCACAUCGGUGUCAAAUGUCAGUGAUGUCUUCAUUACAGCCUUCCGUCGCAUUCAGAUUCAAAACGUCAAAAUGCGACUCAACUUGCGCGUGUUCCUCCUGCUCGUUGCGCUGGCAUCGCCCAUUGCAGCUCAACGGCGGCGCAUCCAACCGCAACCAGUGAUGGUCGAUGGUGCGGUCAACGAAGCCGAUGUGGAGGUCAGCGAGGAGGCCAUGAUCGAAUCCGUCAUUCCCAGCAGUGCCCCGGUAACCAUUGCAGCUCCACGUCCGCUGGCCACAGCGCCGGCCAAACCCAUCUUGCCUAUCACCGCGCUACUGUACUCGUCUUCCCCGGGCCCCAAGGAAUGUCGGGGUACGCCCGUGUUCAGUCUCAAUCUGCCAAAGGGUCCCGGGGUGGCCACACCAAAGGGUCCUACCUGCUACAACGUCACCGCCGCAUCGCAGGCUGAGUGCGGCACUUUCAUGGCGAAUAUGGAGGAUGGAUGUCAGGCGCGGGUCUUUGGGGAGCUGGGUUGCCAAUCCUUUACCAAUCUGGCUGUCUUCAUGGAGGAGUUGAGGCCAGUGGGUGGAAUCAUCAGAAGUAUCGAGGUCACCUGCGGCAUACAGAGCACGCAGCCUGCACCUUUGAAUUUGAAUCUACCAGCAGCAAAGAAGAAGAAGCCUGCUGGGGGAUGA